GACACAGUUGGACGUGAAAAUACCAAACGCGCAAGGCAACUGGGCCUUUUCAUACCCAGGCCAUCCUUUCACAUCCCGGCCCGGUCCAAAAUAAUCAGAUUCUUUCCGAAAGGCAAAACCCUCGUUAAACCCUCCGGCGCUGAAUGCCGCAAUCCUCCGCCUUCUUGUUGCUCUCUACCAUGAUUUCUGCAACGAGGCCAUCUCUCCUGCCGGAAAAUGAGAAUCUACAGAGCUUUCGAUUUCCGAUCUCUCAAACAGUGCAGACUCACUAACCUCGGAGUCUUAAAAAAAGGUCAGAUUUCUGCUUAUAUUUGUUCGAUCUCUCACCUAGAAGCUUCGUCACAAACCCUAGACCAACCCUCAAUCCCUCCCCUAAACGUUGGUAGGAACGUCGAAGGAUUCUUAGAAAAAGAAAUCUUAGAUCCCGAGUGGCAUUCAAUCGAACGGGUUUCUUCGAAUCUCUCUCCGUCUGAGAUCUCUAACGCCCUUUCUAAGCUCCGGGGAUCUCCUGAUACUGUUCUAGCGUUAAUUGAGAAAUUGGGUUUUGAAUCCCUGGAUCUCAGAUGCCUUUGCCUCGCAGUGGGUGUAGUCUCUCGCCUUCCAUCUCCAAAACCAGCUUUACUGCUCCUGAAGAGAGCUGUGGAUGGCGGUGUUGCAACGAACCAGGAACUUUUCGAUGAGUUAGUGCUCGCUCGCGAGGGCUUGCGAUUGUCGAGUUCAAUUGUUCUGGAUUUGCUGAUUAGGGCUUGUUGUGGAUUAAGGAGAGCAGAGCAAGCUCUCGAAUGCUUCUACAUGAUGAAGGAUCAUGGGAUUCUUCCCAAGAUUGAAACUUGUAAUGAAUUAUUGGGUUUGCUUUUGAAAAUGAAUAAAACCGACACGGCUUGGGCUCUGUAUGCUGAAAUGUUCAGGUUGAGGAUUCCUUCCUCUGUCAUCACGUUCAACAUUAUGAUUAAUGUAUUAUGUAAGGAAGGGAAAUUGAAGAAGGCUAAGGCUUUCAUUGCACACAUGGAGGGUCUGGGCUUUAAACCAACUGUUGUUACUUAUAAUACGAUAAUUCAUGGGUACUGUUCGAGAGGAAAACUCGAAAGUGCUCAAGAGAUCUUUGAUGCUAUGAGAAAUAUGGGUAUACAACCAGAUUCUUACACUUAUGGAACUCUCAUCAGUGGGUUGUGCAAGGAGAGAAAACUUGAAGAAGCAUCAGCUCUUUUUGGAAAAAUGGUGUAUGAAAAGCUACUACCUAAUGCUGUGACAUACAACAUGUUAAUUGAUGGAUACUGCAACAAGGGGAACUUGGCAAUGGCCUUUAAGUACAGGGAUGAAAUGGUUAGUAAAGGAAUAAAGCCUACUGUCUCUACAUACAAUUUGCUGGUUCAUGCCCUGUUUAUGGAAGGUAGGGCAGCCGAAGCGGAUGGUUUGAUCAAGGAAAUGGCCGGAAGGAGCUUGGCUCCUGAUGCAAUCACAUAUAACAUCUUAAUAAAUGGGUACUGCAAGGAAGGGAAUGCAAAGAAUGCCUUUGACCUGCAUGCAGAAAUGUUAAGUAGAGGGAUUCAUCCGUCUACAGCAACCUACACAUCCCUUAUCUAUGUUUUGGGCAAGCAGAAAAGAAUGCAAGAGGCUGAUAAGUUAUUCAAGCAGAUUGUCUCUAAAGGAAUUUUCCCUGAUGUCAUAAUGUUCAAUGUGUUGAUUGAUGGCCAUUGUGUCAAUGGGAACUUGGAGCGGGCCUUUAUGCUCUUGAAGGAGAUGGAUAUGAAGAAGGUUGCUUCUGAUGAGGUGACCUACAAUACUCUAAUGCAAGGGCUCUGUAGGGAGGGGAAAGUUGAAGAAGCUCGUGGACUUCUCAAUGAAAUGAAGAUUAAGGGCAUCAAACCUGAUCACAUCAGUUACAACACCCUCAUUAGUGGAUAUAGUAGGAAAGGUGAAAUGAAAGAUGCUUUUAAAGUUCGUGAUGAGAUGUUGAGCAAAGGUUUCAAUCCCACUCAUCUCACUUACAAUGCCCUUAUCCAAGGGCUAUGCAGAAACAAAGAAGGAGAUCAUGCUGAACAAAUCUUCAAAGAGAUGUGUCAAUUGUUGCUGUUAAUAAUUUGUGAAUAUAUCCUAAGUGUGAGAAGAGACGGAAGAACUAUCAGGAAAUUAUUCACUUUGUUCAAUAGAAAUCAAGAUGAGUUCUAAUCAACCAAAAGGAAGAAGAUAGAGCAAAAUUCCCAACAACUGAAAGGAGAAGAAUCAUGGAUCAGUAAUGGAUGACAUAGACAUUGUAUUCGACCACAGCAUCCCCGGAUGUUAGGUUGAAGAAUUGUGUCUUUGCCUGAGCGUAGCCACGAGCCAAUCGGAAAAUCCCAGUCCCUCCCGUCACAGGGAUCUCUCUCACUGCUGAUUGAACCGGAUUCCUCCCGAAUAAGCUAAGUGUGCUACCAUUGUACUUCCCUCCUGUAAAAACAAAGUUUAAGGUCAUCAACAGUGCUAACUCAUUUUGUGCCGCCAAUGUGUACAGCCCCUGAGCUCUUCCUACAAGUGUAGAAUUCAACUCUGGCGUUUCUGUCAAUGGAUCAUCGAUCGCGACAAUUGUACCAAACGGAAAUUGUGAGUUUUUUGUGCUGCUUGGUUGGGCAACCUUAAUUGCAGUUGGAUUACUACCACUAACAAUGUCAUGGAAGAAGAAGUGAAGGUGGGUUAUCUUCUCAUGCUUAAACCCCAAAGACUCCAGCAAGGGCCGGGACUUGCCAUUCACUGCAUUAUUGGAGAACAAGAACAGGAUGGUUAAGCAAAUAACAGAUGAAGAAGAGAAACUGAUAUGAAUUAUGGCCAUUGUGGCUAAGGGAAUGUGUUUCUUGAAGAAUUAGAAAUGGUUUGGGUUGUGCAGUAUACACAGCCUAUAUAAAGCUCAAUAGCAGAAGACAAUAAGUUUCUGGUUUGCAAUUUCAGAUUUGAUUAUAAUAAGGUUAGUUACAUGUAACACUUGAUGAAUAUGUUACAUUAAUGUAGAUUCAGUUUUCACCCAAAAAAAUCUAUGUAUAUAUUAAUGUAGAAUCAGUGUGAAUUCUUAUAUGCAACAUUUUAUUACAAAAUAACUACUUUUUUUUUUUC
Molecule: messenger RNA, 3084 nt
Organism: Macadamia integrifolia
Lineage: Eukaryota; Viridiplantae; Streptophyta; Magnoliopsida; Proteales; Proteaceae
Product: pentatricopeptide repeat-containing protein At2g15630, mitochondrial-like
Exons: 3
Coding region: 217-2169 (650 amino acids)
Molecular function (GO): protein binding
Source: RefSeq, a predicted model, not a curated record